Molecule: messenger RNA, 1526 nt
Organism: Electrophorus electricus (electric eel)
Lineage: Eukaryota; Metazoa; Chordata; Actinopteri; Gymnotiformes; Gymnotidae
Gene: fam177a1a
Product: family with sequence similarity 177 member A1
Source: RefSeq, a predicted model, not a curated record
GAAGUGAGCAGCACAUCACGUAACUAGCAACUAUCAAAACAGGCCGAGAAAGAGAUGGCAGCGCUGUCACUGUAUCUCACAAACGUUAGUGUCUCUUUAGGACAGCCAAUGGACUCGGAGAAAAGUUCUGGUGUGGUGAAGGACUUUGAGAAUGUGGAGCUCGGCGAUACUGGGAAGAAGCAGAAAGUGCCCCGCAGAACCAUCUACUUUGCAAGCGGUGAAACAAUGGAAGAAUAUAGCACAGAUGAGGAAGAUGAAGAAGAGGAAGAACAAAAGAAAAACAGCGCUAUGAGCACAGUUGAUCCGUCGAAGUUGACUUGGGGCCCAUAUUUUUGGUUCCACAUGUGGAGAGUUGCCACAUCCACCAUUUCAGUCUGUGAUUACCUUGGAGAGAAAAUGGCGUCGCUCCUUGGUAUUACCUCACCAAAAUAUCAGUAUGCCAUUGACGAGUACUACAGGAUGAAAAAGGAGGAGGAAGAGGAGGAGGAGGAAAACCGCCUGUCUGAAGAUGCUCAGCAUCGCUUUGAUGAGCAGCACAGUAAGGAGAGUGUGCAGGCCACAGUGGAGCAGCCUGAAGCCACCGCCUCCUUUGUAAAUGUGACUUUUGAGCUUGAACAGGAGCCACACACGACCCCUGACUCCAACAAAAUGCCUGCCCCCCUUCCAUCCUAGAGCUCUACAUUAAAAUGACAGUGUACAUUUCUGUAUUUACAGGGCUAAGUCAUAUCACUUCUUCACUUGUAAUGUUGUAUUUCACUAAGGGUUGAAAUGUGAACAGAAAGAGCUUGUUUGUAAUUCAAAUUGCUCAUGGAUUUUUAUUUAUUUUUUUUUAAACUAAGAGCACUCCUUUUAUUUUCCUUAAAAAAAAAACUUGUAUGAAUUCAUACAUAAAAUAAUACUUGGGCAGAAAUACCCAACUCGAGUCUAAUUCUAUUAUCUAGUGUUUGUCAGAUCUUGUACCUUUUUGAAGACAAGAAAAUGCUGUUUACACUCUGAAGUACAGCUGCUGUGCAGGUCAAACUACAGCGCUUUAUCAUUAAUUGAGAGGUCUUUGUAAUUUUGCUGAACCAAACCAUUGUGUGAGAAACUGCAAAGGCUGCAUCCUGACUUCACCAUGAUCAUCGAAGGCUACACAAAGAACAGAUGAGUCUUUAUUCUCUGUUUCUGCAAAUGAACUACAACAAUGUUUUUCAGUACACAUUUCCUGGCUUGUGUGCCAGUCCUUUAUAGUGUAUUAUUUUACCCUCUGCUAGUGUGAUCAGGAACAAUUAGCUAGGGAUUUUUCCUCACAACCUUCUUUUAAAUUGUAGGUAAAACUAGCUGUGUUAAAUACAUGUUAUGUGCACAGGACACAAAAAGGAAAGAAGAUACUAAAUCUAACUGCUUUAACCUUUUUACACCUCUCAAAAAUCAUGUUACUUUGAAAAUAUGUAUAAUUUAUGUAUAGAUACUAAAAAAACUAUGACAUGUGAGGGAAAAGCCAUUUUUUUGUAUAUAAUAUCUGUUAAUAAACUUUUGAACAUGGA